AUGCUCCGGAGCAUGGCUUCAUUGGCUAUACGCCAAGUGAUACAAACAAGAACCUUCGCUAGUCGUGUUCAGUUGCCGGCCGUUCCCGUUUUUACAUCCCACUCGGGUCGUAAUUUUUCACUCUUUGUACGACCGAAUAACGAUGCGGUUCCUUUCUUUCGUAAUACGAUCUCACGGCUACCGAACAACACAUGUUCCAUGGAACCGUCUACAUCCCUCCGGUUGCUUGAUGCCAUGGCAAUAUCCCCGGUGUUACAAACCCAACCUAGCCGUACAGUGAUUAAGUUUUCCUUGCGCAAAGGCAAAAGAAAGACGGUGAAAGCAGUGGUUAAACGAUUCAAACGACUAGAUUGGGGUGGUUGGAUACGGACCAUCUCCGGACGGCAUAAGAAAAUGUGGCGAAAGCGAGCGAGCCGCAAGCGUCGUCUACGGCAGCACGUUCUCGUCAAUGGGACGCAGGCUACGCUGCUGGAUAAGAUGGUUACCAAGUACUGGAAGCGACCCAGGUACUACAUCGACGAUCCGUACGCACCGUACCACACCAGGGAAGAAUUUGUGUACACUAGAAGGAAGCCACUGAAGUGA
Messenger RNA from Anopheles marshallii, 585 nucleotides. It is a transcript of the gene mRpL35, whose product is annotated as 39S ribosomal protein L35, mitochondrial. NCBI's taxonomy places the organism in Eukaryota, Metazoa, Arthropoda, Insecta, Diptera, Culicidae. Gene Ontology annotation, cellular component: mitochondrion; ribosome. Gene Ontology annotation, biological process: translation. The transcript has 2 exons. Gene Ontology annotation, molecular function: structural constituent of ribosome. Bases 1 to 585 code for a protein of 194 amino acids. The record is from RefSeq and is a predicted model, not a curated record.